Dromiciops gliroides (monito del monte) is the source of this 1056-nucleotide messenger RNA. RefSeq names its product pleckstrin homology like domain family A member 2 (gene PHLDA2). The record is from RefSeq and is a predicted model, not a curated record. Lineage: Eukaryota; Metazoa; Chordata; Mammalia; Microbiotheria; Microbiotheriidae. Gene Ontology annotation, molecular function: phosphatidylinositol phosphate binding. The transcript has 2 exons. Gene Ontology annotation, biological process: positive regulation of apoptotic process. Bases 178 to 603 code for a protein of 141 amino acids.
AGCCGCGUCCGCACUGCGCUCGGGAGCCGCGCAGUCCGCUAGUCCGGCCGCUCCUUCUGCGGCUCCAGACCCGGGCUGGGCGCUGCGCCCUCUCUCUCCCUCUCUGUCUGUGCCGUCGCGGGCGCCUCUCAGUCCACGCUGGGGUCCGACGGGCCGGAGUCCGCUGGGUCGGGAACCAUGAAGGUCCCGGGGGCCGUGCUCCGCGAAGGCGAGCUUGAGAAACGGAGCGACAGCCUCUUUCAGCUAUGGAAGAAGAAACUCGUGGUGCUUAGCACCGACCGCCUGAGCCUGUUCCCCGACGGCCCGGCAGCGGCCCGCCGAGGCGCGCGCCCCAAGGAACUGCGCUUCCACUCCAUCCUCAAGGUGGACUGUGUGGAGCGCACGGCUAAGCACGUCUACUUUACCAUCGUCACCAGGGACCGCAAGGAGAUCGACUUCCGCUGUCCGGACGAGAGCUGCUGGAACGCUUCUAUCACCAUGGCGCUCAUCGACUUCCAGAACCAGCGCGCCAUCGAGGAUUUCAGGAGUCGGCAGGAGCUGGAGCGGGAGCGGGAGCGGGAGCAGGUGGGGCCUCCCGAGCGCCGGCUGGCCCGCGCGCCCUGAGCUGCCGACCCGUCGGCCCGACCUGACCGAAAGAGGCCCAGAGCCUUCUGGCUGGACUUUGAUGGGGACCCCGUCUUGCACUGAAAGGAGCCCCAGGAGGGCCCGUGAAGGAAGAGGUGCAGAAGCUGAGAGCCAGAUCUCCCUGCUGGCGGGGAGAGAGCGCCCCGCCCCAAGAUGCACCCGGGGGGCUUUGGACUGUGCCUGUCUCCAAGCUUGAGGGGAAGUGGAAGCGAAGACUUUCCCCCAGGAUGUGGGAGCCAAGGCUUCCAGGGGCCUGCCGGGCAGGCUGGCCUCCUAUUUAUGACUUGUGAAGACUGGCAGUCCGUGCCCCGUGGGGUGGACAGUGCUUAAGUUAUUUGUAGUAUCUAUAUUUGUAUUUAUUUCACUGACUAGUUGGCUUCAAACCUUCUGUCUUAAUAUUUUUUUUUCACAAUGAGUCCUUUCCAAAUAAAU